Symbiodinium necroappetens is the source of this 933-nucleotide messenger RNA. The record is from the annotation of a GenBank genome assembly. Lineage: Eukaryota; Dinophyceae; Suessiales; Symbiodiniaceae.
AUGGACGCUGCCUUCCCUCCUUUGCGAUCUUGGAAAGGCCACUGUCUCCACAAUGGAGCCGGGUACGUCCUCAUACAGGCCUGGCCGACAGGCGACCUGGACGAGUCCUUCAGCGAACUGCAGCUGCGAGUGCCCGGUGGUGCCCUGGCAUCCCCGGAGAGCUCCACACCGCCCCGCACGCUGCCCGGAGAGGCUCUGAGCUUGGAAGAGACCCCAAGGACCUCGGGGCUGAUCUCCUUCGCGCCAUCCCCCCAGCUGGAUCCUCGGUUUGGCGUGGAUCUGGCCCUUGCGGUGUCGGAGUGUCCUGCCUUGUGGCCCUCUCCGAGGGUGGAGAUGUCAGGACUUGAAGCGCUGCAGGAGCAAGAGGUGGGCCCAAGCUGCAAGUGCAAGUCUGGACAUGUCGUGCCGAUGCACACUAAGUUUGUAGACAGCGGCCACUUUGAAGGCGAAGAGCUGGAAUCCCUUCUCUUGACUGAGACAGGCACAGGGCCCGAUGGAGAAGUGGAGCAAUGCUCGCAGGACUGUGAAUUGACUUUUGAGGGCGAGACGAUUGCCGAUGCCGGAGAGAAGAGCGUGCCCUGUGAACUCCGCAACCUCGUGGAAACAUUCUUGGAUGUCCCCGCUCUGGUUGUGGCGUUCCUCGCCGCCUUCCUUGCUUCCGUGCAGCUUCGCUCGAUGAGGUCGGAGGACAAGGCUCCGACCUCGGUUCCGGAAGCGGCUUCGGCUUCGGACCUGAUCGUGGACGAAUUCGGCUGCACCGCACUACACCGAGCUGCCGACGAGGGCAGCGUGACAGAGGUGGAGAGGCUCCUGAAGGGUGGCCUCGACGUCGAGGCUAAGGAGGCCUGGGAGGAGACCCCGCUCCACAUUGCUGCCCGUAAAGGCCAUGCAGACUGUGUCGCGCGCUUUCUGGCAGCUGGUGCCAACUCCGAG